Molecule: messenger RNA, 2501 nt
Organism: Pseudophryne corroboree (corroboree frog)
Lineage: Eukaryota; Metazoa; Chordata; Amphibia; Anura; Myobatrachidae
Product: hyaluronidase-1-like
Exons: 5
Coding region: 520-2088 (522 amino acids)
Biological process (GO): hyaluronan catabolic process; carbohydrate metabolic process
Cellular component (GO): cytoplasmic vesicle
Molecular function (GO): hyalurononglucosaminidase activity
Source: RefSeq, a predicted model, not a curated record
CUGUGCUUGGUACAUUCUGUGCCUUUCACUAUGUGCUUGCACAUGUCUAAAGACAUCUACUGUAUGUGCUUCUGGGCAACUUAGGUUCUUUGGAUCUGUAUGCCUGAACCCAUAACCUGUUGAAUAUGUGAGUAAAUAGUAUACACCUGUGCAAUCACCAAUUACCCCAUACGCUUAAAAUCUAAACCAGUACUUUAGUUUAUUGUUUAGCAGUCUGGUUGUAUAGACAUACUCACAGUUACAUACACUCAGUAUGUGGAUGGUGGAAUAGAGCUUGUAAAGAGCAUAUAGAUCACCAGCCAAUGCUAUAUUUGGGUAGCAGUGCAUAUACAAGCAGUAUCAGUAUGCAGCAAUAGUGAUUACUGCAUCUCUCCCUCUGAAGUGCAAUAUCACAGUGUCUCCCAGGAUGGCAGCCCUCUGGGUAAAGAACUUGAUACCUCCCCAAAGGAGCAACAUGGAGACUGCACAGUAGCACUCUCCACAUCUCAACAAGUUUCAAGCUGGUUGAGGGUGGUAUAUAUGGAAACAUUGAUGGAGAAGCAGACAGCGAGCUACUGUCUUCUUGCAGCUGCUAUAAUUGUACUGAGUAUCACAAGAGAAGAAGCAAGAAUUAUAAAGUUCAAUAGAGUGAUGAUGUUCAAGUCUUGCACUCAUCAUUUUUUUCUCUGGUUUUCUGUGGAACUUCUCAUUAUCAUUAUAAAUGGCCAACGUUUGAAACAAGCAAAAACACCUCUAUUGGAGAAUAAGCCUUUCAUUGCAAUCUGGAACGCACCCACGCAGCAAUGUAAACUUAGAUAUAAGAUUGACCUGGAUCUCAGUGUCUUUGAUAUAGUUGCAAACAAAAAUGAAACUUUAAGUGGUCAAAAUGUCACAAUAUUUUACCACACUCACCUGGGGUACUAUCCCUAUUGCACUGAUGAUGGACAGUCUAUGCACGGUGGCGUGCCACAAAACCAAAGUCUCAAAAAGCACCUUGACAAGGCUACAGAAGAUAUUAUCACACGUUUGCCAGAUAAAGAUUUCCCAGGCCUUGGAGUUAUUGAUUGGGAGAACUGGAGGCCCCAGUGGGAUAGAAACUGGGGAAUUAAAAGCAUCUAUAGAAAUAAAUCAAUAGAGCUGGUGCAAAAACAUCACCCAGAGUGGCCUGUCCACCUGAUAAAGCAAAAGGCCAAGGAAGAGUUUGACGAGGCUGCAAGGACUUUCAUGAGUGAAUCUGUUCUUUUGACUCAAGAAAUCAGAUCGAAUGGGCUUUGGGGCUACUACUUGUUUCCUGAUUGCUAUAACUAUGAUUAUAAGAAUAAAGCUCAUUCAUAUACAGGCAAAUGUCCAGAUAUUGAAAUGAAGCGCAAUGAUUAUCUGCAAUGGAUGUGGAAGUAUAGCACUGCUCUUUACCCCUCCAUAUAUUUAGACUAUGUUCUUAAAUCAAGUGAAAAUGCAAAAAAUUUUGUUCAUUAUCGUUUACGAGAAGCAACACGAGUUGCCUCAAUGUCAGAAAGACCAUAUGAUGUGCCAAUUUAUGCGUAUGCAAGGCCAUUUUACUCAUUAACUCUUUAUACUUUAUCAGAGAUUGAUCUAAUUCAUACAAUUGGCGAAAGUGCUGCAUUAGGAGCCGCAGGGAUUGUGCUGUGGGGAGGAAGUGAUUACUCCAGUACUCCGGAAAGCUGCAAACUAGUGAAGAACUAUAUUGAUGGACCAUUUGGACAUUAUAUUGUCAAUGUAACUUCAGCAGCUAAACUUUGCAGCAAAGUCUUGUGUGGAAAAAAUGGAAGAUGUGUAAGAAAGAAUCUGAAUUCAGCAGCUUACUUACACUUGAAUCCGAGAAAUUUUAAGAUAAAGUCCCAUGUUUCUGGCAAAGGACAUUAUGUCACUGGGCACCAUGGAAAGGAAGAUGUCCGAUACAUGAAGCACAGAUUUGUGUGUCAGUGCUUUGAAGGGUGGACUGGAAUGUCCUGUGAGCUUCCAGUAACUGAGGAUUUGAAGUGGAAGACAGGCACCUCGCAUAAUGGCUCAGACUUAUCAUUCAUUGCUUUUACCUUUUUGUUUUAUGCAUUUUUUCAAAUCAGUAUACUACUAGUGCUUUAUACAUAAUUGUGAGGCUCUCAUAUAUAACAAAUAUAAGCAACUAAUACUUUAAAUAUCAAAUCGUAUCAUGCUAAUUCCACUCUAGUUAAAAUGCAAUCCUCACCUGCUUCCAGUGGAUGGGUUAUUUUAUUAUCUGAGCUCAUAUUCACAAGAAUGCUACCUACUGCACUAGGUGCCCACAAAAGGUCUACCACCUAUGUGUAUGUGUAUGUGACAAGUGCCCUACAAGAACAUCUGAAUGUUAAAAUCUUAAGAGAUUGACAAUUACUGUAUAUGCUCUCCCAUUAAACGUUGUAGGUUUUUGUUGGGCUUGGUAUGUAUCAUGAUACACUGUUACCACUUAAUUUAAGAGGUUCCAUCUACGGUUGAAAAUUAAUCAAAACACUUGAAACAGUAGAAAAUUAAUCAAAACACUUCCC